CAAGAAUCGCUCAAACACUGCUUUUGAUCUACAAUCUACGCUGCCGACUAGUGGAUUGGUCUUCGAAUAAGUCGAUUUCGGCCGCUGAACAAGAUUUUGUAGUUUUUCCUUCUUAAUUUCUUGCUUGAUCGGCGCACAUGGAGGUGACUUUCAAGGAACCACAGGUAAAAUUAGGUCGUCUGUCACCAGAACUUUGAGAGCGACUUUCUUUAUCGGUGAGUUCUUGUCCGAUCGAUGGGAGGUGGGUCCAUCGAUUUGUUGUUCUGCCUCCUUCGGUGAACAGUAGCCAUCGUUACCAACCUUCUCUGCCUCUUCUUCUUCGCCUUCCAGUCGAUGCUAUGCAUUCUGCUCCUCCGGAUAUCCUCCGACAUCAUCUGCUCCUCCAGAAUCCCUCACACAUAUAUCUUUGUCAUCUGUGAAGGUUUUUUCCGGCCACUGAACCGGCUAAGGCCAUCAUCCAGACCUCUGAUCCAAAAACUGUGUUCGACAUCUAACACUUCUCUCGCGAUCAGUAUCAUUGGAGCAGUUGUGGUUGAACAUGAAACAAAUGUAAACUGUUACAAAAUACAGUACGCAAUUCUUUGCAUUUGUGAGAAUCCAAGAUGCGUUUUUAUUGCUACUCACAUCGUUGUCACUAUUAAUAUGACUGAUUUACAAGAAUUGUCUGGUGUUGGGUGCGUGGUUGUUGUUGUUUGUGGGGGAACAGAGAAAGAGUUAAAUGUAGUUGGAAAACCACCAACCUUUUUGAUGGAUUUAUUACAAAAGAUGUACCAAUCCACCAUCCAAUCAAAAUUAAAACACAGAACUCCAUGAUUCUAAUAAGAAAAUGAAAACUUAUACAACGUUAGAGGGCAUGACAAAAAUGUUGGAGAUAUAUAGUUCUUAGUUUAU
Messenger RNA from Lactuca virosa, 891 nucleotides. NCBI's taxonomy places the organism in Eukaryota, Viridiplantae, Streptophyta, Magnoliopsida, Asterales, Asteraceae. The record is from the annotation of a GenBank genome assembly.